AUGGAGAGGUACAGGGGACGCGUCGCCAUGGUGACGGGCGCCAGUUCAGGAAUCGGCGCCGCUAUCGUACAGGCCCUGCUGAGAGAAGGGCUCACUGUCGUGGGCGUGGCCAGGAGGAUCCACAGAGUUAAAGUCCAGCAUAUAUCCCAAGAUGCAAACAGUGACACAUCACAACCACCUGGCAAGACGGAAGACUGGAAGCGUGUCCUGGAUGUGAACGUGCUGGGUCUAAGCAUCUGCACCAGGGAGGCCGUGCAGGACAUGCUGAGCAGGGGCGUCGACGACGGCUUCAUCAUCCACAUCAACAGUGUGCUGGGCCACGUUCCCGCAAUCGACGACGUGGUCGUCAUAUACAGCGCCAGCAAACACGCCGUCAGGGUGCUGCUCGAGGGGCUGCGGCUGGACCUGGUCGCCAAGAAGAGCCGCAUCCGUGUCGGGCAAAUUUCCCCGGGCGCGGUAAUGACGGAAAUUUGGGACUAUCAGACGAAAUUUUCGAAAGAAGUAGCCGUGGCGAUGGCGCACAUGCAACCAGAGGACGUGGCAGCGGCCGUGGUGUACAUGCUGUCCCAGCACCCGCGAGUCCAGGUUUACGACAUCAUAUUACGGCCUCCUGGAUGUGUGUUUUAGCUCACGAUGUCACACUUCGGCUGGUUUUUCAGAAGAUGGUCAUAUGCAGAAGUUAUUAAGCCUCUAUAAGC
Molecule: messenger RNA, 698 nt
Organism: Schistocerca cancellata (South American locust)
Lineage: Eukaryota; Metazoa; Arthropoda; Insecta; Orthoptera; Acrididae
Product: dehydrogenase/reductase SDR family member 11-like
Exons: 6
Coding region: 1-627 (208 amino acids)
Molecular function (GO): oxidoreductase activity
Source: RefSeq, a predicted model, not a curated record